Myripristis murdjan (pinecone soldierfish) is the source of this 1389-nucleotide messenger RNA. Its product is annotated as gastrula zinc finger protein XlCGF8.2DB-like. The coding region runs from base 208 to 1092 and encodes 294 amino acids. Gene Ontology annotation, cellular component: PcG protein complex; chromatin; transcription regulator complex. Gene Ontology annotation, biological process: regulation of transcription by RNA polymerase II. The transcript is spliced from 2 exons. NCBI's taxonomy places the organism in Eukaryota, Metazoa, Chordata, Actinopteri, Holocentriformes, Holocentridae. Gene Ontology annotation, molecular function: RNA polymerase II cis-regulatory region sequence-specific DNA binding; DNA-binding transcription factor activity, RNA polymerase II-specific. The record is from RefSeq and is a predicted model, not a curated record.
GUUCCCCCUGAGCAGCGGGAGCGAACCCCCAGCCUGGAGUUUGAGACCCCACACAUUAAGGAGGAACAAGAGGAACUCUGGACCAAUCAGCAAGAAGAGCAGCUUCAGGAUAUCACCAAGCUGCCGUUCACUGUUGUCCUUGUGAAGAGUGAGGAUGAUGAAGAGGAAGCUCAGUGGAACAGAGACGGCCGCCGCUCCACUGGACAGAUGGAAGCAGGAGACGGUGGAGAGGAACGAGCCAGGAACCCAGAACCUUCCUCUGAGGCUGAGAUUGAUGACAGUGAUGACUGGGAUUGGACCAGAGAAGCUCAGUCAUGUUCAACCCCACCGAGUGACGUCCCUCUCAGUCAUGACAGUCCUGAUGUGGGAGAGAAACCAGCUUCCUGCUCCAAGACCAAGAACACAGGAAAGAGUACAUUCCCCUGCUCCCUCUGUGGUAAAGGGUUUGCAAAGAAAGGAAACCUCAAGAUACACAUGAUAAUCCACACUGGAGAGAAACCAUUUGUCUGCUCCGUCUGUGGGAAAGGUUUUACACAGGAAGGAAACCUCAAGCAGCACAUGAGAAUCCACACUGGAGAGAAACCAUUUGUCUGCUCCUUCUGUGAGAGAGGUUUUACACAGGAAGGAACCCUCAAGCAGCACAUGAGAAUCCACAUUGGAGAGAAAACAUUCGUCUGCUCCGUCUGUGGGAGAGGUUUUGCACAGAAAGGAAACCUCAACAAACACAUGAGAACCCACACUGGAGAGAAACCAUUCGUCUGCUCCGUCUGUGGGAGAGGUUUUACACAGGAAGGAACCCUCAAGCAACACAUGAGAAUCCACACUGGAGAGAAACCAUUUGUCUGUUCCGUCUGUGGUAAAGGGUUUGUAAGGAAAGGAAAACUCAACAUACACAUGAGAAUCCACACUGGAGAGAAACCAUUCGUCUGCUCCGUCUGUGGUAAAGGGUUUGCUGAGAAAGGAACCCUCAACAAACACAUGAGAAUCCACACUGGAGAGAAACCAUUCGCCUGCUCCGUAUGUGGUAAAGGGUUUGCUGAGAAAAGGAACCUCAAGAUACACAUGAGAAUCCACGCUAGAGAAAACUUGUAGAGACGCAGUCCUGUGUGUGUGUGUGUGUGUGUGUGUGUGUGUGUGUGUGUGUGGGAGAAGCUUCAUCAAGCAUCAUACAAAUGUAAGCAAACACAAGUGUGUCGGUGAGAGCAGCAGCAGGAGAUGCUUCAGAGUCAAUGCUGAUGUUAGAGAUGCAGCACGUCCCAACACAUUUGGUUACAUAUCUUGUGUUAACCCUUAUACCAUGUUUUAAAUGCCAUCCAUUCACCCUGUAAGGACUCAUUGUUAUGAGUUAUUGUCAUUGUUAUAAUUAUAAAUAUAAAAUGAGUUAAUUAA